UUGUCUAUCAGAUCCAAUAAGACACUAAGAUCAAUAGGAACAAUCACCAUAUUGAUUAAUAUGCCGAUAAUGCCAAAAACGAAUUUGCAUGCUUCUUGGGUACGACCAUGGGUCUGGUAAUACGCGUUCAUCACAUAUGAUGCAUGGUUUAUGAGUUUAUUGGGAUUAAAACAGGAUCCACCUGGUUGGAUUGCUCUACAAUCAACUCCUUGACUACAUCCGAAAUUUAUGUUUAGUUGUAGCUGCAGUGGUGUCGAGUCUACACCUGCUACACAAUAAUAUUGUGUGGACUGUGGAGCUCACUACAGGAAGGUGGUGGAUCGUGAUGAAAGAUAAGAGAAGGAAAAGAAAUAUCAAAGUAGACAUUUUGCCAUUUUUUGAAAAUUAAAAAUUCAAAUGAUAUGCAAAGAGUUAUACUUGAAUUUUGUAUUGUGCGUAUUACAAUUUCUGUGCUUUUUGUAUAUGCAAAGAGUCUUUAUUUUAUUGACAAAAAAGAAUCAUAAUAUUAUUGUUGACGACCACUCUAUAGAAACAUUACUAAUACUAACCAAACAGGUACUCAACGAUCAAUGACGGUUGUUGACGACAACUCCGUGUACCUUGUUCGUCCUAAUGUGAGGACUUCCUAGAUUAUGUAUAUAGAUCACUAAAAUACGUAUAUUGGAUUGUCUCUUUUUGUUAAUAUGUUGGAUUGUAUAUAUAUACUGGAUGUUUGAUACUAGUUUGUUAUUCAUUUUUUAUACACUAGUCUUGGCCAUGUACGUCCAAACUAGCAUUUUGAGCAAAAGAUUAAAACUGUACAUCAUUUAUCUUUUUGAGCGAUAAAGAACUGUUGAAGUGGAACAACUGUAAAACGCACUAGUUGUAUUUGUCAGGUAUUAUGUUUCUUCGCAGCUCUGUUGUAAGUUGUAACAUAAACUUGGAAAAAUAUAUACGAGUGAUUCACUUAUUGUAUAAAUCAAUUUUGAAUAUCUUGGAAAGAUUUCUACAAGGGCCUUAUCGCUUUAUUGCAGAUUUGUCCACACUGAUACAGAAAAAAAAGAAGCUAUUGGGACUGAUAUAUAGGAACUAGAAAGGAAUAAAAUACCACUGUGACUGAAGAAAGAGACCAAGUGGUAAUGGAGUUGCGCAGGUAUCGAGGUUGAUGGAAAUCUCCAACCUCUGAUCUGCCCUUGUUUAUAUGUUUGCCAUAAAGCGCCAAUAAUUUGAAACAAUACUGAGGGAUAAAAACAAAGGAACUUGAGCUUUUUAGCCUUUUACAGCUAUAGUUUGCACGAAUUUUACAGUAGUUUUACUGUUUGAAAAGUACACUUUUCACCUUCAAUAAUUAUGUUAUAUAGCCCCCACAUGUACGAGUUAAAGUUGCACUUUAUGCGCAUAUUAUAGCAAACGAAAUACGCCUCAUUUGAAGAAACUGAGGAGGCAAAAUAACUAAAGAUGGAGAAAAAGGAAGAAGAAAGGAAGUCUCAUGUGAGAAGAGGGUUGUGGAAACCUGAAGAAGACAUGAUAUUGAGAAACUGUGUCGAGUCUCAUGGAGAAGGAAACUGGGCAGACAUCUCUCGUCGGUCAGGGUUGAAGAGAGGUGGGAAAAGCUGUAGGUUGAGAUGGAAGAAUUAUCUAAGACCAAAUAUCAAAAGAGGAGGCAUGUCACCUCAAGAACAAGACCUCAUCAUCCGCAUGCAUAAGCUUCUCGGAAACCGAUGGUCGUUGAUCGCUGGCCGCCUUCCAGGUCGGACUGACAACGAAGUCAAGAACUACUGGAAUACACAUUUGAACAAGAAGUCCACUUCCAGGAAACAGAACGCAACUGAGUCAGUGGAAGCUCCUACCGACAAGACAGUUAUGUCUACAGGAGUGAGACAUAGCCAUGGAGAACAAGGAGAAGGAGAAGAAGGCACUACUAACUGGAUGGAGGAGACUAACUGUUUGGCUUAUGACGACCACAUAGGAUCUCCCCUGCCUCUCAUCUCUCAUUACACAGACACUCUUGUGUUUGACCCAUGUUUCGCCUUCAUGGAUUGCUUCCCUCUGCUUUAGGACUUUCCUGAGUUUAUCUCUGAGGGAUAAAUUCUUGCAUAGACUUUGCGAGUCAUAUUUUGCUUUUAGUUAUACAAUUUAACAUUGAGGGACGCAAGAAUAAAUCAUCAUGUAUUUGUAAUAAGCCUGAUUCAUUAAGGAUCAUAAUCUACCUUUUAUCAUCAUAAAGAACUUUUCCAAGGAUAUUUAGAUUUGUUA
Messenger RNA from Brassica rapa (field mustard), 2235 nucleotides. RefSeq names its product transcription factor MYB82-like. Gene Ontology annotation, biological process: regulation of DNA-templated transcription; cell differentiation. Gene Ontology annotation, molecular function: transcription cis-regulatory region binding. NCBI's taxonomy places the organism in Eukaryota, Viridiplantae, Streptophyta, Magnoliopsida, Brassicales, Brassicaceae. Gene Ontology annotation, cellular component: nucleus. The record is from RefSeq and is a predicted model, not a curated record.